Molecule: messenger RNA, 5724 nt
Organism: Sphaeramia orbicularis (orbiculate cardinalfish)
Lineage: Eukaryota; Metazoa; Chordata; Actinopteri; Kurtiformes; Apogonidae
Gene: fermt2
Product: FERM domain containing kindlin 2
Exons: 17
Coding region: 146-2233 (695 amino acids)
Biological process (GO): cell-matrix adhesion; integrin-mediated signaling pathway
Cellular component (GO): focal adhesion
Molecular function (GO): integrin binding
Source: RefSeq, a predicted model, not a curated record
GACUGUGUGGGUCCUUCAGACCGCUGACCUGGGCUUUCUGUCGGCUCUAGUCCUUGUCGGAGCCUCUCUACAUGAUCUAAAUCGGGGGAAGUUGUUCGGUUCGGAGUAUUCGCCUGUUUUGCUGUUUUUGUGGUCGUUGUGAAGGAUGGCGCUGGAUGGGAUCCGGAUGCCCGACGGCUGUUACGCCGAUGGGACGUGGGAACUGAAGAUGCAUGUGACCGACCUCCACAGGGACGUGUCACUGAGGGUCACUGGGGAAAUCCACAUCGGAGGGGUCAUGCUCAAGCUCGUGGAGAAACUAGAUGUGAAGAAGGACUGGUCCGAUCACGCUCUGUGGUGGGAGAAGAAGAAGACAUGGCUGCUGAAAACUCACUGGACGUUGGACAAGUACGGCAUCCAGGCCGACGCCAGGCUGCUGUUCACGCCGCAGCACAAGCUCCUGCGCCUCCAGCUGCCCAACAUGAAGCACAUGAAGGUCAAGGUCAACUUCUCUGACCGCGUCUUCAAGGCCGUCUCCGACAUCUGCAAAACUUUCAACAUCCGCCACCCAGAGGAGCUGUCUCUACUCCGUAAGCCCCGUGAUCCCAAGAAAAAGAAGAAAAAGUUGGAAGAGACAGAGGAGGAUGACCUGGAGCUGGAAGGUCCACUGUUAACACCUGGAUCAGCCUCUGAGGUAAUAUACAUCGGACCUGUCAAAGGGAGCAUCUACUCCAGUCCGGGAUUGUACAGUAAGACUAUGACACCCACCUACGACUCCAGGGACGGCAGCCCCCUCUCGCCAACCUCCGCCUGGUUUGGGGACAGCCCCCUGUCUGAAGGAAAUCCCAGCAUCCUCGCUGUCAGCCAACCAAUCUCCUCACCAGACAUCCUGGUCAAACUGUACAAGCCCCAGUCCCUGCUGGACAAAGCCAAAAUCAACCAGGGGUGGCUGGACUCAUCCAGGUCUCUGAUGGAGCAGGAUGUAAAGGAGAAUGAGGUGCUGCUGCUGAGGUUUAAAUACCACAGUUUCUUUGACCUCAACCCUAAGUAUGAUGCCAUCCGAGUGAACCAGCUCUAUGAACAGGCCAAGUGGGCCAUCCUGCUGGAGGAAAUUGAGUGCACAGAGGAGGAAAUGAUGAUGUUUGCUGCCCUGCAGUACCACAUCAACAAGCUGUCCAUCAUGUCCUCAGACAACCACAUGAACAACAGUGAGAAAGAGGUGGAUGAGGUGGACGCAGCCCUGUCAGACCUGGAGAUCACUUUGGAAGGAGGAAAGACGUCCAACACACUGGGUGACAUCACAUCUAUUCCUGAAUUAGCAGACUAUGUCAAAGUCUUCAAACCCAAGAAACUGACGCUGAAGGGCUAUAAGCAAUACUGGUGCACAUUCAAGGACAUCACAAUUUCCUGUUACAAGAGUAAAGAGGAGGCACAUGGGACACCUGCUCACCAAAUGAACCUCAGAGGUUGUGAGGUAACGCCAGAUGUUAACAUCUCCGGUCAGAAAUUCAACAUCAAGUUGCUAAUCCCAGUGGCUGAUGGUAUGAAUGAGAUCUGGCUCCGAUGUGACACGGAGAAGCAGUAUGCCCAUUGGAUGGCUGCCUGUCGCCUGGCCUCCAAAGGGAAGACCAUGGCCGACAGCUCGUACAACCUGGAGGUGCAGAACAUCCUGUCUUUCCUGAAGAUGCAGCACAUGAACCCUGACCCUCAGUUCAUCGAGCCCAUCACCACCGAUAUCAACCCAGAAUGCCUGGUGUCCCCUCGCUAUUUGAAGAAAUACAAGAACAAGCAGCCAGGCUAUAUCAGAGAUUUGAUUUCAGCUCGGAUUCUCGAAGCCCACCAGAACGUGGCCCAGAUGAGUCUCAUUGAGGCCAAAAUGCGCUUCAUUCAGGCGUGGCAGUCCCUGCCCGAGUUUGGAAUCACUCACUUCCUCGCCAAGUUUCAGGGCGGGAAGAGGGAGGAGCUGAUCGGCAUCACUUACAACAGAUUGAUCCGGAUGGACGCCAGCACCGGGGACGCCAUCAAAACCUGGCGCUUCAGCAACAUGAAGCAGUGGAACGUCAACUGGGAGAUCAAGAUGGUGACCGUGGAGUUCGCAGACGAGCCCAGUUUGUCUUUCGUGUGCGCCGAGGUGGACUGUAAGGUGGUCCACGAGUUCAUCGGGGGCUACAUUUUCCUGUCCACGCGCGCCAAGGACCAGAACGAGUCACUAGACGAGGAGAUGUUCUAUAAGCUGACCAGCGGCUGGGUCUGAGCUGGUCCUCUACCUGGACCACCGGGGGUCUACCAUCAGCGCGCCAGGGGCCAGGAGGGGAGGGGGAUGAUGGAGAUGGAAACGGGGAGGGGGAGGGGAACCACAGCAUAUGGGUUUAUUUUAUUCUAAUCUCUCUCAGUCUUUUUAAGCAUUUGUGCUGAAAAGCUCGGCUCAGCACCACCUCUGCCAUGGCUCACACCGUUCUUAUAUCCUCUCUUUUGUUUUGUUUUGUUUUGUUUUUUUUGCAUUGAUGCUGACAUUUGUUAAACACUAAUAUUGUAGUGGAUGCAGUCCAGAUGAACUCAGACACCUUACACAAACCAGAACUAGAACCAGGACCUGCCUCCUCUCCUCCUGGACUGACGGCCAUCAACUUACGUCCAUGACCGCCCUUAAUAAAACCAACCGAACAGCAGUCGAAUCCCAAAGAAUCUUCUCUUUUUCUUCGCUCUUUCUUUCUCUGACUCUGUCUUCUACAACUGGACUCAUCAAUAUUGUCAUUGAAGUGCCACACAUACCUGCAGUACUAUUUAAAUAUUCAUCAAACUGAAUUGUAGAUGCCCCAGCGGCCUUUGAACGCAGCGCCACGUCCGUCUUUUACGCUCCACGAAGGGGUCGCUGAAGUCACAUGUAAGCACUUCGACGCUACGCAGUCCUGUUUAUGAAUAAGCUGUUGUUGAAUGUCCUUUUGUGCUUUUUUUUGGUGUGUGUCGUCAGAUCUUGUCCACCGUCGUAGGUAGCGUGUCGAGUCUCUUCACUGAAUUCUCUUUGUGUUGUUUUUGUCAGAUGUGAUGAUGAGAGACUGCUUUGUAUUUAAGACUGCUGUGUCUGACUCUGAAAACACUACAGUUCAGAACACUGGCACCAGUGUCCUGUGGGUUUGACAAAUCUGGUUUCUGACUCGCCUACAUGUCCGUAAUGAAGAAAUAUCCUUUUUAACAAGUCAGUUUGUGUGUUCAUGUUAAUAAACUCAAGUCAGUGGGUGUGGUGAACCUAUUGAUCUCAUGGUAUCACAUCAAGGUUCAAUAUGUUGCGUUAGCAUGUGAUUGUGUGUUGGAAGUUGUUUAUUUAUGCUAAAUAUUGUAACAGUACUCAGACUGUUUUUUGUUUUUUUUUUUUUGCAAAAAUUUUGGAGUUACCAUCCAAAUGCGUUGCUUAUUUUAACCAAAUUUUCCAAAACUCUGUAAAAGAAUAACUGAUAAGUGCAUAAAUUGGCCCCUACACACAAAAAACACACAUUUAGAGUUUUAUGUACACCACAAAUAUGCAAAUAAAAAACAUUUGGAUGGAAAGGAACCUCAUUUUGUGCUGAAAACAGUUAUUAACUUUAGUACUAGAUGACUGGGGUCAGAUUUUCUGCAAAAAAACUCUCAGGAGCUCUACAAUAGCAGGGUUUCUACCCAAAUGUGUUGUUUAUUUUAACCAAAUUUUCCAAAUAUAUACAAAAGAAUAACUGAUAAGUGCAUAAAUUGGCCCCUACACACAAAAAACACACAAUUAGAGUUUUACGUGCACCAAAAAUAUGCAAAUACAAAACAUUUGGAUGGAAAGGAACCUCAUAUUGUGCUGAAAACAGUCAUUACCUGUAGUACUAGAUGACAGGUCAGAUUUUCUGCAAAAAAACACUCAGGAGCUCUGCAAUAACAGGGUUUCCACCCAAAUGCGUUGCUUAUUUUAACCAGAUUUUUUUUUUAAAUCUGCUAAGGUAAAAGUGAUAAGUGCAUAAAUUGUCCCCUACAAACACACAAUUAUUUCCACACAGUUUUAUGUGCACUAAAAAUAUGCAAAUAAAAAACAUUUGGAUGGAAAGUAACCUCAUAUUGUGCUGAAAACAGUUCUUAAAUUUAGUACUAGAUGACUGGGGUCAGGUUUUCUGCAAAAAACUUUCUGGAGCUUUUACAAUAGCUGGGUUUUCAUCCAAAUGUAUUGCAUAUUUUAACAAAAAUAUUACAAAAUGUACAAAAGAAAAAGUGAAGUUCUAUGCAUAAAUUAGUCCCUGCUUCCAAACACACAAUUAUUUGCUUGGUAUGUUUGACUUGAAUCAGGGUUUUUGUGCAAAAAUUUAAAUGCAAAUUAAAAGAAAAAAGGUUGUAUUGUAUUGUACAUGUUGUAUUUGGAACUGAGUCAGUUUCACUCCAAAUGUGUUGCAUAUUUUAAUCAAAUUUUUAGAAAAUCUAUCAAAGAUAAAGUGAAUUUAAGUGCAUAAAUUCAUAUUUGGCUGCAGACUCUAAAGUGAAGCCUACAUGCAGACACAUGAUUAUUCACUAAAUGUAUUUUUAUUUAACUUAUUUAAUUCACUUUUUAUAGAUGCACCAAAAUUUCCUCAUCUUUCAACAAUGUUUUUUUUUUUUGAGUUGUAUCAAAUUUUGGGUAAAAAAAAACAACAUGCAUCCACAUUAUACAUUAGCUACUGUUUGCCUACAAAGGGAGCUAUUAAAUUGAGAAAAACACACAUAAAAUCACACUUCGUUGCAGGUUUUUUUUGAAAAUAUGGUAAAAAUUGCGACACAUUCGGAUAAAAAAACCCUGUAGUGAAGUAUUCGUGGUGGAUUUUUGCUGAAAACAAAACUGAAGUCCUGUUGAAACGUAGUUGGCUGAUGUCAACUCAACACUCAAACAUAUUGAACCUUCAUGUGUCAAUCUGAAGUGGGCGUGGCUGUUAUCUAUGAAUGUUUGGCCUGUUUCCAAGGGCUUUUCAUUUUCUGACCUGGAAAUUAAAAAAAAAAAUACAAUAUAUCGGAAUGCAUUAAUAUCUGGAAUUUGCCAGUUUGUGGCUUUUCCGUGGUCUUAAAUGAACUUCAGAGCAUCAUCCACCCUGACGUCUCGGUGCAUGUACACUACAUUAACAGGAGCAAUACUUGACUGUAUUGGCUUCCACCUUUUAGUUUAUUGCUAUUCUGUUCCUCACACCACAUAGUAUUAUUAUAAUUAUCAAUUUUAUCAUUACACACCAGCAAAGGUCACAGUUUGAAGAAUGAAUAUGCAAAUGUUUUUGUUUUUUUUUUCUUCAGUCCUCAGUAUGAAGGAUCAGUAAACGAAGUAUUAUUUUUUGUAACUAAUGUAAAAACACAGGUUUUAUAGAAUUGUACAGUUUUUUUUCUGCUUUUUGAGGGUUUGUAUUUCUUUUCUGUCUGUGUCCUUUUAGAAAAGAGAGGGGAAGCCAUCUGUCAACAUGUGUAGUAUUCAGGAUUGUGUCUGCUUAUGUUGUGGUCUUAUUGAGUUUUCAGAUGAAAUUAUAUAUGAAUAUAUAUGAAGAUAACACUAGUCUCAAACUCCAGGUUUAUAGGGUUUGAUGUUUGUUGAAUACAUUUUUUUUUCUAAAAUACAAAUAUAUGCCUUUUCCUUGUGCGCUUUUUUUCUUUUUUUGCAUUGUUUCCUGCUUUCCCCUCUGUGAUAUGUGGCCCUCAGUUACAUUUUUAGCCUUAAUUUUCAACCGUCAUUGAUACUUAAUAUGCGUUUUUGCCGCAAAUUUAAUUUGCUAAGCGCCUUUU